ACUUUCCCACCAAAUUUUUCAGGGAAACGGCGUUAUUAUCUCCUUCAAGUGUGGCUGUGACAGAUCUCAGAGAAGAGGUAAGCUAAGCUCCAUAGUUAUGGAUAGUUUGCAUCACACUCAUUUCGACGAAAACGACGAUUUCGAAGUUCCUCUUACUCAAACUCAAACACCAACUUCCAAACCCCUCGUAGACUUAAAUAAUCAACGCCCAUCCAAGAAACCCAAAAUCAAAACGACGCCGUUUAGUGGCAAGGAAAACAUUCCCCCUUAUUAUCAUUCUCACAACGACGGUUACGAAAUCGAUAACUGUAGCUUAGAUUUCAUUCCUUCAACUUUAGAUUCUGAUACCACCGUUCAAACCGUUUGUUCUUCUGUGUCAGAGCUGAAAAAGAAGAACACACGCACUUAUUUUCACAAUUCAAUAGAGUCUAAAUUAGUGGUGUCCAGAACCAACGCGUUUGAUUAUGCAGAGUCUGAUUAUGAAGUAAAUUUGUGCGAUGAGUUAGAUAGCUCCGUUUAUUGCCCUCUCUGUGGAGUUGAUAUUUCUAAUUUAACGGAGGAACAUCGAUACCUUCAUACAAAUCACUGUCUUGAUAAAAAUGAAGAAAAUGUUGUUCUUCCUAAUGACGAUGUGAACGCUAAAUUUGUGUCGAAAGCCUCUCCUGUUGUGGAUUGGCUACGAGAUAUCGGUUUAGAUAAAUAUGAAGAAGUUUUUGUUAGGGAAGAAGUUGAUUGGGAGACCUUGCAAUGGCUGACAGAAGAGGAUCUCUUAAACAUGGGUAUAACUGCACUUGGUCCUAGAAAAAAGAUUGUUCAUGCUCUGUCAGAACUUAGAAGAGGAAUUGACCCUUCAAACGAGAAACCUGAGGAUGAUGUGGUAGAGCCUAGAAGGAUUAGAAACCAGAAAGUCAAAUCGCAACAUGGCAAAUCUGAUCGAAAAAUUGACGGCACUGUUAAACCAGCCGCAAACAAAUUAAUUACUGAAUAUUUUCCGGGAUUUGCUACCAACGGGAAGAAAGUUUCUGCCCCUCCUGGAGAACAACAUGAAAUGAAAAAUAAUGGCUCAGUUUCUGACCGUAAGCGCAAAGCAAAAAAUAUGUCAACGAGUACAAAGAUUCGUGAUGUUCCUAUAUGGUGUACCAUUCAAGGAACACCUUUCCGUGUGGAUGCUUUCAAAUACCUACGAGGAGAUUGUUCUCACUGGUUUCUAACACACUUCCACAUGGACCAUUAUCAAGGUCUCACCAAGUCGUUCAAUCAUGGAAAGAUCUAUUGCUCCUCUGUUACAGCCAGACUUGUAAAUAUGAACAUCGGUAUUCCAUAUGAAAAAUUACAUAUUUUGCCUCUAAACCAAAAGGUUGAAAUAGCUGGUAUUGGCGUGACUUGCUUGGAUGCCAACCACUGUCCAGGUGCCAUAAUAGUACUCUUUGAACCUCCAAAUGGUAAGGCGGUACUUCACACAGGCGAUUUUCGGUAUAGUGAAGAAAUGUCAAACAAUCCUUUCCUGCGGAUAUGUCCAAUUCAUACCUUAAUUCUUGAUACCACAUACUGCAACCCACAGUAUGACUUUCCAAAACAAGAGGCUGUAAUACAAUUUGUUAUUGAUGCCAUUCAAGCAGAAGCUUUUAAUCCCCGGACUCUUUUUCUGAUUGGCAGCUAUACAAUUGGAAAAGAAAGGCUAUUCUUGGAGGUUGCUCGUUCACUUCGCAAAAAGGUUUAUGUGACUGCAGCAAAGUAUCGCAUUUUAAAAUGUUUGGAGUUUACGGAGGAGGAUAUGCAGUGGUUUACUUUAAAUGAACAUGAAAGCAAUAUUCAUGUUGCUCCUAUGUGGACACUCGCAAGCUUCAAAAGAUUGAAGUAUUUAUCAAGUCAAUAUGCAAGUCGGUACAGUCUUAUGGUUGCUUUCUCUCCUACUGGCUGGACAUUUGGCAAAGGUAAAAAGAAGUCUCCUGGAAGAAGGUGGCAGCAGGGUACUAUUAUAAGGUAUGAGGUUCCUUACAGUGAGCAUUGCAGCUUUACAGAACUCAAAGAGUUAGUAAACAUUUUGUCUCCCAAUAACAUUAUUCCAAGUGUGAAUAAUGAUGGACCAGAAUCUGCAGCCGCAAUGGUUUCUCUUAUGUCAACUUGAUGGAUUCAUCAAAAGGGGUUCAAUCUACCCUUAUGAUACUUUGUGAUGAACAUUAAAUAAAGGUCUAAUGAUUUUACCAUACCUUUUACAAUUAAGGACACCUUUGGCAUACUGAUCUUGGGGAUUUUUUAAAGAACUUUUCUUAGAGAAAUUGCUUACUUUUGUUUCAGCAUAUUUGAGAAUCAGGAAGUUGAUUGAUACUAGGGUCUCUAAUGAAAUGUUUGUGCAAUAUGAGCAGCAGUAACUUGUUAUGCUUAUCCCUUUUCAGAGGUAACUUUGUGUUUGCUGCUUUCCAAAAGGUUAACAUGUGAAAUCAAGAAGAAAAGAUAUAUUUUAUCAGAGGAGCUCAUCCUGCUUAUUUUCACGUGGAAGGUUUUGUCAACUUGUAACAUAAAAUCUGAAGUGAUCGCUUUUUACGACAAGAUAAGUGGGAAAGUGUUUAUAUCCCCUUUAGAACAUGAAUUAACCUACUUCUCUUCCAGCAAAAAGAUGGAGCUUAUGAAAUUUGUUGCUGCACAGCAAUGUUAGUCUUACUGGGCUUCACUAGAGUCCUUAAUAGUUGUUUCAGACCACUAACAUUUGGUUGCAGAUAAUCAAGCUUAGUACUUUAAGCAAUAGUCAUAGCCUGUAAUAGUAUUCUUAAAUGUAACGCAUCUCUUGUACUUAAAAUUCUCUGGCUUGCUGCUUGUAAUGCCUAUAACAUACUGAUUUUUUUUACAUACAAACAAUAUCAUAUACUGAUUUUAUUCGGUUGACACUGA
Molecule: messenger RNA, 2889 nt
Organism: Cicer arietinum (chickpea)
Lineage: Eukaryota; Viridiplantae; Streptophyta; Magnoliopsida; Fabales; Fabaceae
Biological process (GO): interstrand cross-link repair; double-strand break repair via nonhomologous end joining
Molecular function (GO): damaged DNA binding; 5'-3' DNA exonuclease activity; protein binding
Source: RefSeq, a predicted model, not a curated record